Knipowitschia caucasica is the source of this 603-nucleotide messenger RNA. NCBI's taxonomy places the organism in Eukaryota, Metazoa, Chordata, Actinopteri, Gobiiformes, Gobiidae. The record is from the annotation of a GenBank genome assembly.
AUGUCUUCGUAUGGGUCAGAAGUAACAUCACACAAAGCUGCCCUCCUCCAGACCACAGCAGGAAGCCACAGCUGCCCUGGGACAGACCACAGCAGGAAGCCACAGCUGCCCUGGGACAGACCACAGCAGGAAGCCACAGCUGCCCUGGGACAGACCACAGCAGGAGGUGAAGCCACAGCUGCCCUGGGACAGACCACAGCAGGAAGCCACAGCUGCCCUGGGACAGACCACAGCAGGAAGCCACAGCUGCCCUGGGACAGACCACAGCAGGAGGUGAAGCCACAGCUGCCCUGGGACAGACCACAGCAGGAGGUGAAGCCACAGCUGCCCUGGGACAGACCACAGCAGGAGGUGAAGCCACAGCUGCCCUGGGACAGACCACAGCAGGAGGUGAAGCCACAGCUGCCCUGGGACAGACCACAGCAGGAGGUGAAGCCACAGCUGCCCUGGGACAGACCACAGCAGGAGGUGAAGCCACAGCUGCCCUGGGACAGACCACAGCAGGAGGUGAAGCCACAGCUGCCCUGGGGCAGACUACUGCAGGAGGUGAAGCCACAGCUGCCCUGGGGCAGACUGAGGGGGCAGACUGAACAGAGAACUUAA